Messenger RNA from Gossypium raimondii (Peruvian cotton), 2917 nucleotides. RefSeq names its product BTB/POZ domain-containing protein At1g03010. The record is from RefSeq and is a predicted model, not a curated record. Gene Ontology annotation, molecular function: protein binding. The transcript is spliced from 4 exons. Lineage: Eukaryota; Viridiplantae; Streptophyta; Magnoliopsida; Malvales; Malvaceae. The coding region runs from base 754 to 2646 and encodes 630 amino acids.
UACAUAUCAUAGUUUAAUUUAUUGUGAGACAAUGCAUAUCAUAGUUCUCGAAUAUCAAGCAAUUUUGAUAGAUUCCCCAUUCAUUUUCAAUUCAUAGGGGGUUUCAGUCUCUUACCAGCCUCGUCUAAGGCCCCUCCAAUAGACAGCACCACUUGCUGAUAAGCCUGUGAUAUAGUCGGUGUCAGAGUGUGACGGUUUAACUCCUUUCCGAGCUGUGAUCUUGACCUUACAAGUUGUUCCAUUCAAUCAAAAAAAAAUAUAUAUGAACUGCUAAAUUCCCAUAAGCUGCCUAUCAAUAAUUUUCUUGUUUUAAAUCCACCGUCUAGAGGCUUUCAAACACGUACCAGAAAGUCAUACGACAGUUAAUUUGAGCCUGACAAACCCUUCCUGUCCCUCACUGAUGAAUGCAACAAAAAUACAAACAGCAAAUCAAUAAAUCCAAGGGGCCACUCCAAAUGGAUUGGAUCCCAUCAUAUUAAUCUAGGCAACCCAAGAGAGUAAAACAUUUUAAUUGUUUUUUAUUUCCAACCCAAAACCCGUACUAUCAGCACUGUCUAAUUCAGAUCUUAUUGCUUACUCUUCUGUUUGAGCAAACACCACUCAUGCUAUAAUUAUUGAGUUUUCUGUUUUUUCCCAUCUGGGCCCUCCAUGUCAAACCAGUGGAAUCAAGAUAAAACUUUGUCCAUAUCUUGAGAUGUUCUAAAAUGAAACCAACAAUAAAAAUAAAACUGUCUGAACCAGCGUGAUUGAAUUAUGGGUUCAAGCAUGGGAGUGCAGGUCUUUGGCAAAACGAAAAAUAUGAUAUCUCAAUUAAUGGCACUACCAAACAUGCCUAUUUCUGAUGUUUCCAGUGAUCUAAAGAUUGAGGUUGGAACAUCAAGCUUUGCACUUCACAAGUUUCCUCUAGUUUCUCGGAGUGGAAGAAUCAGGAAGCUGUUGAUUGACGCCAAGGACACUAAAAUUUCACGCAUAAAUCUCUCUUCUGCUCCGGGUGGACCGGAGGCAUUUGAGCUAGCAGCUAAGUUCUGCUAUGGAAUAAAUGUUGAGAUUACAUUAUCAAACGUUGCAAUGCUAAGAUGUAUAUCACAUUACCUGGAAAUGGCCGAAGAGUUUGCUGAGAAUAACCUUGAAGCUCGUACAGAAGCUUAUCUAAAGGACAUGGUUGUCCCGAACAUAUCGAGCACCAUAGCAGUUCUUCACCGUUGUGAGAGCCUCUUGCCUAUAUCCGAAGAGAUAAACCUGGUUAACCGGCUUAUCAACGCAAUUGCAAAUAAUGCAUGCAAAGAGCAGCUUACUUCUGGCUUAUUGAAACUUGAUCACAACUUCCCAUCAAAGGCUAUACCAAACAUGGAACCUGAGACACCAUCUGACUGGUGGGGAAAGUCUCUGGCAGUCCUUAAUAUUGAUUUCUUCCAACGAGUUUUAUUGGCCAUAAAGUCGAAAGGUCUAAGACAAGAUAUGAUCUGCAAAAUUUUGAUAAAUUACACCCAUAAUUCUCUUCAAAGUCUCAUCGUAAGGGACCAUCACUUUGUAAAGGGAAGCCUUUUGGAAUUGGAGCUGCAAAAGAAACAAAGGGUAAUCGUCGAAGCCAUAGUUAGCUUACUGCCAACUCAAUCAAGGAAAAGUCCAGUUCCCAUGGCAUUUCUCUCCAGUUUACUGAAAACCGCAAUAUCCUCGUCAGUAUCAACAUCUAGCAGAUCAGAUUUAGAGAGGCGGACAGGUCUGCAACUGGACCAGGCCAUUCUUGAAGAUAUACUAAUACCAGCCAAUUCACAUGGAAACAAUCAUACAGCCAUGUAUGAUACAGAGUCAAUUCUGAGGAUCUUCUCCAUCUUUUUGAACUUGGAUGAUGAUGAUGAUGAUGAUGAUGAUGAGGAUAAUCGCUUGAGAGAUGAAAGUGAAAUGGCAUAUGAUUUUGACAGUCCGGGAUCUCCCAAACAAAGUUCAAUCCUUAAAGUGUCCAAGUUGCUGGACUCGUACCUUGCUGAAGUUGCACUAGACACAAACUUGUCGCCAUCAAAAUUCAUAGCAUUAGCAGAACUACUUCCAGACCAUGCUCGCAUUGUUAGCGAUGCACUAUACAGAUCUGUUGAUAUCUUCCUCAAAGUUCACCCGAACAUAAAGGAUUCUGAACGCUACAGACUAUGCAAAACAAUAGACUGUCAGAAACUAUCUCAAGAAGCCUGUAGCCAUGCAGCGCAGAAUGAAAGGUUACCGGUGCAAAUGGCUGUCCAAGUCCUAUAUUUCGAGCAAAUUAGGCUUCGGAAUGCAAUGAAUGGAGGCCACAAUCAGCUCUUUUUCGGUGCAAUCAAUGGUCAGUUCCCUCAACGAUCAAGCAGCGGUGCAGCAAGUGGAGCCAUCUCACCCAGAGACAACUAUGCAUCGGUGAGAAGAGAGAACCGAGAGCUGAAACUUGAAGUUGCAAGAAUGAGAAUGAGGCUAACCGACCUAGAAAAAGAUCAUGUGUCCAUGAAACAAGAGUUGGUCAGGUCCCAUCCUGCUAACAAGUUAUUCAAAUCAUUCACCAAGAAGUUAAGCAAGCUCAACUCCUUGUUCAGGAUCAACAAUCUUAAGCCUAUAGGGGGUAAAGCAAAUUCAGAAUCUCGAUUUUUGUUUCAAAGGAGAAGGCAUUACUCGGUAUCAUGACUGUUGUAAAAGGUGUGUAUAACUGAGAGUGUAUAGUAAUUAUAUCUAGUGUGAAAUUUGUGGUCUAAUGGCAGGCUGAGAUAAUAGCUUUUCCCCUUUCUCUUCAUUUCUUUGUUGAAUGUUGGAUUUUGGGGUUGCUUUGUCUAGUGAGAUCAUUGCCUUGAGGAUAAGGCCAGGCAUACUCAGGCAAAACAUGCAUCGUAAAAAUGUGACAUGUAUGAUAGAGAAUAUGUAUAUGAAUGAAGAAGCAGACAAACAAACUUGUAAACCA